AUGAGCAAUAUUCCUCCCUCUCAACAUCCAGCUUCAUAACCUGGCCCAUACUAAUAACCAACAUUUUAACCAGGAUUCGCUCCAUAAUAUGCUCCUGCUCCAGUGACUUAUGGACCCCCUCUUACCUCAUCCCCAUUGAGAUAUUCACAACCCCUUUAUUAAGCACCAGUUGUUUAACAACCAGUGUAUGCUCAACCAGUUGUUUAAUAACCAGUCUAUACUCAACCAGUUGUUCAAUAACCAGUCUAUACUCAACCAGUUGUUCAAUAGCCAGUCUAUGCUCAACCAGUUGUCUAACAACCAAUAGUCACACAAUCAGUCGUCGCCCAACCAGUCGUUGCUCAACCAGUUGUUGCAGCAUAACCAAUCCAAGGAGAAAGCAGAAUUGAAUAUGUCCCAUAUGAAAAGACAGUCAUAGAAUACGAGGAAGUCAGAUAAAAAGUUUAAGUGCCAAGAGAAAAAUAUGUUACAGAUUAUUAUGCAGUGGAAUACCAAACUGAAUAUGUACCAUAAGUAUACUAAGAGAAAUACACAGAAUACGUCCCUGUUGAUAGAUAUCAAGAAAGAGUUGAAUAUUAUCCAGUUGAAAGAUAAGUUGUUCACUAAUAAGUCUAACCAGUCCAAUAAGUUGUUGCUUAACCAGUUGUCUAAUAACCUGUCUAAUACGUUUAACAACCAGUCCAAGUUGUUUAACCCUAACCAGUCUAAGUUUACUAAUAGCCAAUUGUCUAAUAACCCUUGGUCCAAUCCAUCCCCGUAUAAACUGUUCGUCCACCAGUUGGCCCUGUUUAUGCCCCAACUACCACUCUUCCAUUGGGCUAAACCGUUUCACCAAGACACCCUGGAGCACCUGUCACAGCCAAACCAUUGGAUAAAACAUAAGGACCCAAUUAACCAGCCCAAUAAUAGAAUAAGCCAAAAAGCUUUUUGGACAGAUUGUUUGACAGAGAUUGAAUUGAGCAAUUAUGAAUAUUUUUAUAAAUGCACAAAUAACAUUUAAAAUUUUGAAUUUUUA
This is a messenger RNA of Paramecium tetraurelia, 1015 nucleotides long. RefSeq lists its product as uncharacterized. The record is from RefSeq and is a predicted model, not a curated record. The transcript is spliced from 3 exons. Lineage: Eukaryota; Ciliophora; Oligohymenophorea; Peniculida; Parameciidae.